This is a messenger RNA of Symbiodinium pilosum, 1173 nucleotides long. The record is from the annotation of a GenBank genome assembly. NCBI's taxonomy places the organism in Eukaryota, Dinophyceae, Suessiales, Symbiodiniaceae.
AUGGCGCAAAAGGCUGUGUGGCGACCCCGGUUGGCCAAACGCGUGCUCCAGAUUCCUGGUAGCGGUAUCCGCGAGGUCAUGAGCAAAUCAAUGGCAUUGCGAGAUGCUGGAAAGGAUGUCAUCAAUUGGCACAUAGGCCGACCCGACUUUGAUACGCCUUCGCACAUCAAGGAAGCCUGUUCUGAAGCUCUUCGUAGAGGCCAUGUGCACUAUGCACCAGCGGCUGGCCUUCCGCAACUUCGGUGUGCUUUGGCAAAACGCGCAUCACAGGAGUAUGCAGGUGACGUAGAUCCAGAACGUGUGGUUGUUUGCAAUGGCGGGAUGGAAGCAGUGACAGUGAUCCUGCAUACAUUUCUGGAAGAGGGCGAUGAAGUAAUUGUGCCUACUCCCAACUGGCCGAACAUGAAGUGGGCGGUGGCAAUGGCAGGUGGAAAGCCAGUAGAGGUGCCACUUCAGCAAGGAGUGCUCACCGCUAAGGCCAUUGCUGGCGCGGUGACGCACAGGACAAAGUUUGCCGUGCUGUCAUCGCCUGGGAAUCCGCUGGGAACUGUCACCGGGUCCGAUGAGCUGAAGCGCAUCAGCAAGGUUCUGGAGGAGAAGGAUCUGAUGGCAAUUAGUGAUGAGACUUACACAAGGCUCUACUAUGGGGGGAGCUCUGGAUCCACCGCUCCCUCAAUUCUGGGCAUCAAAGGUAUGUCACAGCGCUGUUUCGCCGCAAGCACAUUCUCGAAGACGUACGCCAUGGACGGGUGGCGAUUAGGCUGGGCCCUCUGCCCAGAUGCUGAAGCUGCCGCCGCUGUCGCCAAGACAAGAUACUACUUCUCGGCAUGUUCCCCCACGUUCACUCAACAUGCAGGAGCGACUGCAUUGUCUUCUUCACAAGACUGCGUGGCGGAAAUGGUGGCCGAGUAUGAUCAGCGUCGGUCGGUCCUUGUAGAGGGACUCCGGACCAUCCCGGGACUUAAAUUGCCAGGCGGUAGCCCCGAAGGCGCUUACUACGUCUUCCCCGACGUGUCCUCUUUCGGGGACUCCGCGGAGCUCGCCUCUUUGCGAAUGGAAGUGAAGUUUCCCCAAUCUCGCUGCUCCCCGCUAGAUACCUACUGGAGGAGCACCACAUUGCCGUGGUUGAUGGAGGCGUCUUCGGCAAAGAAGGGCAAGGCCAUCUCCGAAUAG